UGUUGGUGGCUGGGAAUAUGAGGGAAGGGAAUACAUGGCGAUGUGCUCAUCACAUGGCGCACAUGGAGAGGGGAGAUAUACCCAGUUUCAAACAUUCCGAAGACAAAUAACGAAUAGACACAUCUCAACGCCGACUUCCGGUCGUCAGGAAACACGUACCCAAAAUGACCGAGGCAAUGCUCUUUGCAAAAAGGAGCAACAGACAACUAUGUUGGAGUUGGUCAUUUUAAAGCUGGAAAAUUUACAAGGAUCAGCGCAAUGAAUCUGUCUUCAGUCGGUGGUACUGUUGCUGUCGGACCAUAUUCCAAAACCGAAGAAACAAGCAAAUUGAUCAAAAAGGACGCUUUUUAUAAGUUUUCCACACAAAAUCAGUUUUUUCGGAGAGUAUACAAAAGUUCCGAUGACUUUCUGUUAGUAUACCCUGACGGAACAGAAGUAAAUCGCCUCCCCGGCAACAUUGCAAAUUUCACCAUUUCAGGAUAUCGGGAUUAUCUUGACCCUCGCCGAAGAUACGACAGAUUGAGAUUGUAUCUUUGCCUUAAAGAAAACCACAGAGGCGCGAACAUCGAAGUUGUGACGGAUAGUUCAUCCGAAGAUGACUUGCCAACUAUUGAAGUAGAUAAAGCUCGCCAGUGACACCCUUCCAUUGGCACAGAGCCCUAAUUUGGUGGUAGAAUGUAGAAUACAAAUUCAUGAUCGUUUUGUCCAAGAAUCGUUCCCAAACAAUGCGGCUGGCAAGGACCUCAUCGAGUUUGUUGCCGGAGAGUCUGCAACAGACGACCUAACGCUAAUGACUAUCAACGGGCGGGUCAUAACACCUGACAGCCGGCUGUCGCAGUUUUCCGGGGAUUCAAACAUUCUUGAACUAUCUACGACGAAGAGAGUGUCAGCAUCGGGUCCUGUGACAGCAGUGUAUGACUGGGAAAAUAUGGAAGAAGUGGAAGCUAUUGUCGACCUGGCACUACAGAAAAUUGGUUCUUCCGAAGAGCCCACGAGUGUUCUCAGAGAAUACCGGAAGACAUUUUUGCAGGGGAGGCCUUUGGAUCUUUCAUCGGACGAAACCCCAAUCGAAGGCGACACAAGGCUUUUAUUCAUUGGAAGGAUGUCUCUAUGGGAAGAUUUGGUGUCCGAGUUUGAGUCUAUAGAGAACAUCCGGGAUCCACUUGAAAUCAAGUUUUAUGGAGAGGUCAGUGCUGAUUAUGGGGGUCCGAGGAAGGAAUUUCUGAGACUUGCACUGGACGAAAUAAAAGAAAGAAUUAUCAAUCAUGAAGAUGGUAUUUACUCCCUCUUCCAGAAAACAGACCUGAUAGCUACCCAUGGCUAUUACUAUGCAGGAAUGGUUGUUGGUAUGAGUGCACUUCAGAACGGACCCUGUGCGGACUUUUUGGACAACCUUGUUAGCAACUGGCAUGAUAAGGAACAUUACACAAUGUUCAAGAAGGGGUUGGAGAGAGUUGGCCUAUGGCAGCUGUUGGAGAAAAAGCCCUCAGUGAAAUACUUAUUCCGGAGACGUAUUGCAAAGGUUACGGUGACAAAAUUACUUUACCUAAUACAAACCCCAUUUCAUGAGGAGGGAUCAAACAGGCGGAAAUUAGAGGAAAGGACAUAUUCUGCAUUUCGACAAUAUCUGAGAGAAGUCGCCGCUGGAAGAAAAGGUUCCAUGACGCUGGAGAAAAUCAUGCAGUUCAUAACUGGCUCGGCAGAGGAACCUGUGCUUGGCUUUGAAAUGAGACCAUUUUUCUGAACUACCAGGCGACAUUCCUACUGCCUCCACGUGCAUUAACAGACUUUACCUCCCUGUUUCCACACGUUUUAACCAUGCGGAGGACGAGGUGCUUUUUGACCGUUUUGAACUGGCAUUUCAUAAUGAUUAUUUUGGAUUGUAGUAAUGUUGAUUGUGAAAUACAAACUGGAAGAGACAUAAAACAGGUUGUUACAGUGCGAUCUUAUUUUUAGCUUACCUGGCCCGAAGGGCCAUGUGAGCUUAUGCCGUACUGUGGCGUCCGUC
Messenger RNA from Mizuhopecten yessoensis (Yesso scallop), 2008 nucleotides. RefSeq lists its product as uncharacterized. The coding region runs from base 791 to 1744 and encodes 317 amino acids. Gene Ontology annotation, molecular function: ubiquitin-protein transferase activity. NCBI's taxonomy places the organism in Eukaryota, Metazoa, Mollusca, Bivalvia, Pectinida, Pectinidae. The record is from RefSeq and is a predicted model, not a curated record. The transcript has 10 exons.